Molecule: messenger RNA, 1230 nt
Organism: Lathyrus sativus (Indian pea)
Lineage: Eukaryota; Viridiplantae; Streptophyta; Magnoliopsida; Fabales; Fabaceae
Source: the annotation of a GenBank genome assembly
AUGGGGAACUCGCAGGGCAAAAAGAGUAGAGCUGGACUUUCCAGUCAAGUUGACUCGAGAAUUCCGUCUACCACGGGCAAAUCCCUCUCCAAGCCAGCACCGCAGUUAUCGUCGGAACCACCACAAUCUCAUCAUGGCUUAGAGAAGCUCUCUGCUGCCAAGAAAUAUGUUCUGAUUCCGGACAACUUCACCUCUCUUCAACAGGUUACAAGUGCCUUGAGAAACGAAGGUUUAGAAUCCUCAAAUCUCAUCCUUGGAAUCGAUUUUACUAAAAGCAAUGAGUGGACUGGCAGAAUCUCUUUUAAUAAUAGAAGUCUACAUGCUAUUGGAGAUACACCUAAUCCUUAUGAGAAAGCAAUUUCUAUUAUUGGAAAGACGUUGGCUCCGUUUGAUGACGACAACUUGAUUCCUUGUUUUGGAUUUGGCGAUGCUACGACUCACGAUCAAGAAGUGUUUAGCUUUCAUGCUGAUAAUUCAGCUUGCUAUGGAUUUGAGGAAGUCUUGGCUUGCUAUCAAAAAAUUGUUCCAAACCUGAGUCUUUCAGGACCAACAUCAUAUGCUCCAGUGAUUGAGGCUGCAAUAGACAUGGUUGAGAAAACUCAUGGCCAAUUCCACGUCUUAGUUAUUGUUGCAGAUGGCCAGGUUACGAGAUAUGAAAACAAUCAUGAUGGAAAAUUAAGUCCUCAAGAAGAGAGAACAAUAAAAGCAAUCGUUGAUGCAAGUUCAUAUCCUCUCUCUAUUGUUCUGAUUGGAGUUGGCGACGGACCUUGGGGAGAUAUGAAAAAGUUUGAUGACAAGUUACCUGCACGUGAUUUCGACAAUUUUCAGUUUGUUAACUUCAAUGACAUCAUGUCUAAGAAAAUAAGCUCGUCUGCGAAAGAAGCUGCUUUUGCUCUGGCUGCUCUUAUGGAGAUACCUUUCCAAUAUAAAGCAACCCUUGAGCUUGGAUUACUUGGCCGUACUACAGGAAGGGCAAAGAAAAUGGUUCCAAGACCUCCUCCAGCACCUUAUUCUCGACCUAUGCCACCGGAUUAUUUUCUGAGGAACAUGCCAGAAUCAUCUAUGGAUGAUGAGCGAAACCAAAUGAUAUGUGCUAUAUGUUUGACCAAUAGAAAGGAUUUGGCUUUUGGAUGUGGCCACAUGACUUGCAGAGAUUGUGGGUCAAGAUUAAGCAACUGUCCAAUAUGCCGACAGAGGAUCACCAAUCGCUUAAGGGUGUUUUCUGGAUAA